UAGCAUGGGCUGAAGCUGCGCUCCUGCUGCUGCUACCACCGCCGCCGCCGCCGCCACCACCUCCUACCAUUGGUGUUCGGAAAGGCCAGCCAACUAUCGGCUUCAUGGCCACGGAAGCCACCGCCGCCGCGGGACCCGGCGCCCGGUUGCCCUCGUCGCCCACCCAGCGAGAUUUCUACUGGCUGCGCUCCUUGCUGGCAGGAGGUGUUGCUGGAUGUUGUGCCAAGUCAACCAUUGCACCAUUAGAUCGAGUAAAGAUUUUGUUGCAAGCUCACAAUCGUCAUUAUAAACAUCUAGGUGUGAUUUCUACACUUUGCGCUGUACCGAAGAAAGAAGGCUUCUUAGGAUACUACAAAGGAAAUGGAGCAAUGAUGAUUCGAAUCUUUCCAUACGGUGCAAUUCAGUUUACGGCAUUUGGUCAGUACAAAAAGGUGAUAAAGAGCAGGCUUGGCAUUUCUAGUCAUAUUCAUCGGUUACUGGCUGGAUCCUUAGCAGGUAUAACAGCAGUGAUCUGUACGUACCCUCUUGAUAUGGUGAGAGCACGGCUGGCAUUCCAAGUCAAAGGAGAUCAUACGUACAGGGGAAUUAUUCAUGCAUUCAAGACCAUUUACACCAAGGAAGGUGGUAUGCAAGGAUUUUAUCGUGGACUUAUGCCAACAAUAGUCGGAAUGGCUCCAUAUGCUGGUUUCUCAUUUUUUACCUUUGGUACCUUAAAGAGUGUGGGACUUGCUCAAGCGCCUACCCUGCUCGGGAGGCCUUGCUUAGAUAAUCCUGAUGUCUUAGUUUUGAAAACUCAUGUAAAUUUGCUGUGUGGUGGCAUAGCUGGAGCCAUAGCACAAACAAUAUCGUAAGUUAUUCUAGUAUUUUACUGCACUUAAUGAAGAAAUGUUAGGAUAGCUUGCAUUAGGAAUCUUAUUUCCUUCCACCUUUAGAAAUUAUGAAAUAUAACAUAAUUUAACUUUCUGUCUGCAAAGAAAGCUCACACUAGCAGAACUCCAAGGCAAGACAAAUUUUCAGUUUCUGUCUUCAAUAUCCUCAGUAGAAGAGCUUGUUCUGCCCUGGAGGCCAUUUCUCUAAAAUCAGUUGAAGGGAUAAGUUUGCUUACGGGUAACAAAGCCCCCAAUCUGCUGUUUUCCUUGUCAGUUUAUAUGAGGUUUGUGUGUAGAUAAACAAUAUUACUCCAGAUGCAGUUUGAAAAAUUGUAGCCUUAAUACAGCUGCAAUGCAGGAUAGAGUUGCAUUUGUCAAACUAGUAAAUUGGCAGAGAACACUUGAAUGCCACCAGAACGCCAAUGGUUACCUGUUUAUCUUAAUUAUAAUUUAACAUGGUUUGGUUUACAUAAAAGUACUAAGGAAGAUAUAUAUAGGGCAUAUUGUGCCAACUCAAGUUAUACCUUGGCUCUUUUCUGCUAAAGCUGGUAUGGUUACUUCUCAUUUUGUAAGACAACACAUAAAUAAAUUUAAAAAUGAAAUUUGUAAGUGGCUCUGACCACCUCCUAUUGAGGCACAUGAUUGAGCAAAAAUAGAAAUAGAUUAGAAUGAAACAUUUAAGAAAAAAGAUCACACAUAGCUGGAAACAAGUUACUUCUCUUUCAUACAGCUUUAGCAUGUAACCUCCAUUUUUUCUUGGUUUUCAAAUUUAAACAGUUCAAUUUGCACUUAGUAGCUGGGCUGAAUGUUUAUAAUUUCAAAUAUCUAAGUUUAGUCUUCUGUUUAUAUGGGUGAAAAAACAUAUCUUUAUAACUGUUAUUGAAAUCAAAGCAAAGGAAAUGCUGGAUUGCGAUCUUUUGGGGUUUACUUCAAACAAUUCAUAAAAUUUUGGGGGUUAAUCGCAUCCAUCCAGAAUUAAUAUUACUACUAUAUCAUUUUACAUAAUAGCUAACUUUUAUAAAAAAUAUUUGGGCUGUUAUGUAAAAUUUCUUAAGGAUUAAAGUUUUUUAUUUUCUUUACUAUUUUUUUUUAAUUUUUAAAAAAAACAUGUGAUAUGAAAACGUGAUACUGCCUGAAGAAAUUAUUCCUGGCAAUUCAAGUACCGAGCCUGGUACCUGAUUUUCCAAUGUUAAACCCCCUGUUU
Molecule: messenger RNA, 2073 nt
Organism: Thamnophis sirtalis
Lineage: Eukaryota; Metazoa; Chordata; Lepidosauria; Squamata; Natricidae
Source: RefSeq, a predicted model, not a curated record